Molecule: messenger RNA, 997 nt
Organism: Rubroshorea leprosula
Lineage: Eukaryota; Viridiplantae; Streptophyta; Magnoliopsida; Malvales; Dipterocarpaceae
Source: the annotation of a GenBank genome assembly
AUGUGGUAUUCAAUGAGAUGAACCCCAUUUGCUUUAGAAAGAGUUGUGAAAUUGUGAUGUAGAUGUUAUUGGGUAACAAAGUUAAAAAUGAACAUUGAAGGCAAUAGCAUCACACAACCUCCAUGUGAAGCAAGUGAGAAGAACAAGAUCGAGGAGAUGCAACAAGCACAAAAACAAAGAUCAUAAUUCUAUCCAAGAAAGAGAUCCUAUAAAGGUAAUGUGAUAAAUGAUACAUCUCCAGGGUAAGAAAUAUACAUGUUGUAUAUAAUGAUGGAAUUAACAUUGUUUUUGGUGCUACUAAUGAGUUUUGUUGUAAAGAAUUUUCCAAAGCAAUGUUAAGUAAACUUGAGAUGAUUAAAUGUAUUGGAAUUUCAAAUGAAAUUAUCCCAAAGAUGAGAUCUUCUCCAAUCAAAGGGAACAUACAAAGGAGAUGCAUAAGCAAUGGUCUCUCCAUUAAGUGUUGAUGGGAAUCAAGAUAACCCCACAUGUACCACGUCAAGAGAUUCAUUACACAUUCCAGGAGGUCCAGUCACGAGAGCUAGAGCUAGGAAGAUGCAAGAAGCUUUAAAUGGCCUUAUUGAGCAGAUCUGGGUUGAUAACAACAUGCAACAAGUAAAUCGAAGAUUGGAUGAUUAUCAAGGCAUGGUAAACAUCAUUCAAAUUUAAGAGAAGCUUAAUUGAGGUCGUUUAUGCUAAAUUACACAAUUUGCGUCAAAAUCUCGUAAUUUUGUCACAACUUGUAACAAACUAAUAUUUCAUGUUACUUUAGGUUACUUUCAGUGAUUUUCACGUUUUUUGUAUUAUUUUGGGCUGAACAUUCAUUUAUUUGAGGCCCAAUUGGUGGUUAUUAAGAUUAGGGCUUAGGGUGUUAGUUUCUUAUUCUGGUUAGAAUUACUUUUCCCUAUUUAAAAGCUUGUAACCCUAAUUAGGGGGAGCUAUUUUGAAUCUGAGAUUUUUAGAGACUUUUCUCUUUGGUUCGUUUCAGAACUUUAUAGAA